Planococcus citri (citrus mealybug) is the source of this 4141-nucleotide messenger RNA. Its product is annotated as dentin sialophosphoprotein. The transcript is spliced from 11 exons. Bases 480 to 3935 code for a protein of 1151 amino acids. Gene Ontology annotation, cellular component: nucleoplasm. NCBI's taxonomy places the organism in Eukaryota, Metazoa, Arthropoda, Insecta, Hemiptera, Pseudococcidae. Gene Ontology annotation, biological process: regulation of DNA-templated transcription. The record is from RefSeq and is a predicted model, not a curated record.
GAUCGCAGAUCGACUCUUUCCUGAUCGUGAUCAUCGUGAUCCGGUGAUCGUGUUCCUACUUACUCCUAGACGUCUCAGAAAUUUUGAAUUCUGAUUCACAUUCAAUGUGCUUCAAAUUUGAGUUUUAAAAAUUUGUUCCAGGAAUAAGACAUUUUAUUAAUUAUUAGCAAAAUUCUUCCUCUGUUGGUGAACCAUGAAAUCUGCUUUCUGAAGCAGAUCAAAAUCAGUUUUAAUAUUAAAAUUUCCUCGGCUUCAAUGUUAGAGGUAAAUAAACUGUCUGAGUUGGACAUUCAAGUUUAAUAUUGUUAAAAGGUUGAAAAUUGGUUCAUGUUGAUUUCGCCUCGAAAUGUUUUCGCUGUUUUCGGUAAUGACAAUGAAUAUUGUUUGAAUACAGAUAAUCGGCUGUUUGAGCAGUGAUACUUCUUACUUAUGUAGUACUAUAUUUUCUACUGAAUAAUUGUUGAAAAUUGCUACGCAAAAUGGAAAUGUCUAAAACUGAAUGUAAACGUAUCCUUAGAAGUUUAGAAUUAAAAGCGUAUAAAAGCGUUGUCGAUGCCUUAAGAGCACAAGGAGGUUUAACAGCUAAUAAAUUCGAAGUUUUAAUGAAUUUGGCUGCUACAUUGAAAGUUGGCGAAGAACGUUACCGGAGUGAAAUAAGAAGGGCUGCAAAUGAUGAUUUGCUGAAUACAAUUGCUCAGAGAACGACAGGUAAAGAUACGGAAGCAGAAUGGCAGGCUGAAUCAGGAAAAAAAGUGCCGUUGACUCCCAUGGUUGCUCCUCAUACCGCGUUCACAGUGCUCGCUGAUGCAAUUUCGGACAUUGUUUCUUUAGAAAAUGAAAAAUUUUCCGAAUCUGACGGCUCAAGCAAUGUUGUAGGAUCGUAUAAAUUCCGAAAUGACGAGAACUUGAAAAAAUACCAAUCUUCCAAAGUGAUGGACUCGUUACUGAAAAAAAGAAAAGACCAUCACGAGAACUCGAUUUCAUCGGAAUUGGAAAACAUUAAGCAGAAUACUUACUACCAUUCAUCUCCGAUUAAAUCCGGUUAUAUUGAAAUAGCAUACGAUGAAAGUUCUAAUUCUGGUGAUACGCAAGAAACGAAUUUCUCUUACGAUGAUACAAAUUCGUCAUUCGAAACACCAUUAUCUCCUUCAUAUGACAAAGCGAGUCCUCCGGAAAAGAAUUUCGAGAGCAUCGAAACAUCGUCCAGUUCUUCGGCAAAAAAGAAUGAUUUGAAAUUGAAGCGGAAAAGGGACGAAAAAGAAAUCAACUCUGAUAGAUUAUUGAAUAUUUCCGGAAUACAGAAUACCGAUAGAACGAGGAACUUGAGAAUGAAACCGUUCAAGAAGUAUACUUGGAAUAGCGUAGAGAUACGGUCUUUCGAAAAAGAAGAAGAUGAUGAUGAUAUGGAAAAAAUCACCGAUUACAAAACGGUGAACGAUACACGCCGUAAUCCAGUUAAAUCUCAUUGUGAAAGUAGUAAUGUAAGACAAUUUAGAAGUAGAAAAUCGGAUCGGCGAAACAGAAACAGAACGAAAUUUGUUCGACAAAUCAAAAUCGGCAGAAUUCGAAAACAUACCGCUUCGUCAAAAAUGAAAAUCGAUGCUACCAAACAAGUGCCUUCUCGGACUUCUCGCAUUAGUUCGAGAAAUGCUAGACGUCGAAAUUACGCUCGAAUAGCGAGCGGUGAUUACGAUUUAUUGGAAUUUGAAAACCUUAGAAAAGAAAAAAAAGCUAAAGAUGAACAAAAUAAAAGAGAAGAUGAUGAUAAUAAAGAAACCGACGACGACACUUCCAGUGAUAGUUCAACUGCUCCUAUUGAAAUAUCGUACAAUAAUCCGGCUGCUCCAAAAAAUAGUGAUUUUGAUUUAGAUGGUGUUUCUGGUAAUUUUACUGAAACGGAUGAUGACAUGAAACCGCAUACCUUUAAUUUGAUUCCUGCGUCGAGACGUUUGAAAAUUUUGAAAAAACAAGCCACGUCUCCUUCCGGCGAAGAACCUCCCGCUAAACAAAUUGCGCUGUCUUCUCAAUCGAAUGAUGAACCGAGUGUUGCUCCGGUUGCCAGAUCAUUGCUUGAUAUCAAUGCGCUGAAAAAAGUAUUAGCUACUCAUGAAAAUUCAGAAAACCUAACAUCUAGUUCUUUAAGCGAUGCAUCAGACAUUGCAGAUGUAAAAGAAACUGCGGAUAGCUCUGCUCGUUCACAAUCUUCAUGCGAUGUCACAGAAAUCAAUGAAUGCAAGCAACCAAUUCUCGAUUUACCACGUCUUGCUCUUGAAAAAAAAGUAACGAAACCAAAAAUGAGACUCAGCGAAGCAUCCACCAUCGAAAAUCUGCAUUCGUUACUAUCCAAAGUGAAAGAAAUUGAUUCAAAAAGACACGCUACUAAAUCUAGUUACAUGAAGAAUUUAUUGCUUGAAAAAAAGAAAGAUCCGAAGAAGUCGCCUCGAUCGGCAUCACCCAUUGUAAAUAAUUGUAAUGGAACAUUAAUAGAAGUCGGCUCAGAAGGUGGUUCAGUCGAGAAUGAAAAUUCCGGAGCUCAGUUAUCGAAAAAUCGUGCUUCAAAAGAUCAAAUCACUAAUGGAAAUGAUGUGCAAGUAAACGCGAAAUCGAAACCAACCAGUGAACCAGAUGUAAAAUGUGUAUCUAUAAACGAGGAAGAAGUUGUUAGUAUUACCCUUGAUGAUCUUGAGGACCCAAGAAAAUGCGAUGUAACGGAGCAACUCAUCGAUAUCGAAUCCGCUGAUAUUAUUAUUGGUGAUAGCGGAGACCAAAAUGACGAAUUCAUUUUAACCGAUAAGAAUUCAGCCAUUUCAGUUACCGAAACAAAAAAUGAUCCAAAACUUGAUGAAGCUGUGAAAUUAUCGAACCCACUAACGGUCCCCGUUCAAAAUAAUGAAAUAACCGAGCAAAAGGAUGAUGUAAUUGCGGUAAACUCGAAAAAUGGUGAAAAUAAACCUCUACAUAGUGACUCGGGAUCAUUUGAAAUAGAUGACAACGACGUCAAAGUGAAAUCAGAUGUUCCGGCCAAUUUUCGAUCCACCAUGGAAAAAAUUUUAUCCGCAUCUGCAGAUUUCAGAUAUAAGGCGGAUGCCGAUGAUCCUUCGGUGAAGCAAUCAGCAUCAAAACCGUCGCCUUCUCAUUUGGUUACUGCUACUGUAAUUUCCGGAAUACCAACUAUUAUCAAUUCGAGUAAAAAAUUCGGAAAUUAUACGAUAACUGGAAAAGCUACAAAUACGAUAGUAGUGAACGCUUCAAAAAUCGUGAAUAGCAGCCCUAAGUUGUUGGCGAAUAAAUUGAACGAGUCAAAUUCAACUAAUAAUUCAAUAUUCUCUAAUGAUCGGCAGUUCGUAUUAUUGGACACCAAAUCAAUUACGGGUUCAAAGUCGUUACUCAAACCUAUUAAAAUUCUUUCAAAAAAUGUGAUUUCUAAUAAAGUGACGAUUGACGCCAAUUCCACCGUUCAAAAACCGAAAAUGUUGAGCAUUUAUUCGUCAUUGAAAAAUCUCAAUGAGUUCACUUCAUCGGUUAAUCCAGUCACCGUGAAAAGUAAUUUUGUAUUCAAAGGCGUUGAAACUAAAAGUGCAGACGCUGCUUUCUCAGUGAUCAAUGAUAGAGCAGUUGUGGCUAAACCAGCCGACGAAAUGAAUCCUCAAAAACUUAUUUUCUCUCAAACUUUGGAAACUAGUUCAAAAUCAGUCGAAGCUGCAAAAAGUCAAGUCGAUAAAACAACAACAGCUGUAGCGGCAGGGAAUAUCGAAUUAUCUCAAAAUAUCGACAAAGUAAUUGAAAUAUCUUCGAGCGAUUCGCAAGAUGAAAAUACAACUUCAAACGAUAGUAAUUUUGAAAGUAUUUCUUCAAAUAAUGUGUCGAAUGAAAUGAAAAAACAGUUUUUUCAAAAAAUCUUAUUAAAAAACAGUCGUGAUAUUUUGAGGAAAUAGUGACUGAAGAAAUGAAAGUAUAAAUUUUCGAUGUGUUCCUCUGUGAUUCAAAUCGUAUAACAUAAGCAAACGGAACUAGAAUGCUGUGAAAAAUUGUCUGUCGAUUUUUUUCUUAUUGAAUCUUGAAGAAAUUAUUAUUAUUAUUUUUUUAGAAUAUUUUGAACUAUUGUAUUACCACUGAUUUUUAAUUACAUUUCUGAUCGUUA